Colletotrichum karsti is the source of this 474-nucleotide messenger RNA. RefSeq names its product sumo conjugating enzyme. Gene Ontology annotation, cellular component: nucleus. Gene Ontology annotation, molecular function: SUMO conjugating enzyme activity. The record is from RefSeq and is a predicted model, not a curated record. The coding region runs from base 1 to 474 and encodes 157 amino acids. Gene Ontology annotation, biological process: protein sumoylation. The transcript has 4 exons. NCBI's taxonomy places the organism in Eukaryota, Fungi, Ascomycota, Sordariomycetes, Glomerellales, Glomerellaceae.
AUGUCGCUCUGCCAAAACAGACUUCAGGAGGAGCGCAAGCAGUGGCGGAAGGACCACCCGUUUGGCUUCUUCGCGAAGCCUCAGCGCACCGCCCAGGGAACUCUUGACCUGAAGGUCUGGGAGUGUGGUGUCCCGGGCAAGGAGAAGACCAUUUGGGAAGGCGGGCUGUUCAAGCUUACCAUCACAUUUCCCGAGGAGUAUCCUACUAAGCCUCCCAAGUGCAAGUUCACACCCGCCCUGUUCCACCCGAACGUAUACCCUUCCGGCACCGUCUGCCUAUCGAUCCUGAAUGAAGAGGAGGCUUGGAAGCCCGCCAUUACGGUCAAGCAAAUCCUGCUCGGAAUCCAAAACCUUCUCGACGAGCCCAACCCCGAGUCGCCUGCGCAGGCUGAGGCCUACAGUCUUUUCAAGAAGGACAAGACGGAGUACGAGAAGCGUAUCAAGCGCGUUGUGAGAGACAACCCAGCUCCCUAG